ACACAAGUGACACCUCUUUUCUGUAGUAAGGCAGACAGCCAACGAGCCGCAACCUAAUGUUCAUCAAAGCGAGCCACCUUGAUGAGAUAUCGUGUGUGCAACAGCUGUGAGACAGCAGAGCAUCUAACAGAGAGAGUUUGACACUAAGUACGUCAUAAAAGCUGGAUUCCCGACAGGGUUCCUGACUGUCACUGUUUUUGUUCUGUCACUGCAGCUCAGAAUAAUGUGGAGACUGGGAUGUUCACUGCUAAACUCUGGUGUCUGUUAUUAGAAAAGAAUCAGCACACUGUGAAAUGUUUCCCUUGAUUAUAAAUCAACAUAUCAUCAGGCAGAGCGGUGUCUUCUUCUGAUAUUACCAUCACUUUUUAUCUGCAUCACAUGCUCACAGUUUGGUCAUCAUCAGGAAGUGGAGCAAAAACAUUGAAUGAGAGAUGUACAAUAGCUUACACACACACACAUAUGUUACUUUAAAACCUGGAAAUUGUUUCUGGUGUUUUUAGUUUCUUCUAUUGUAGUUGUAUGAUCACAUUCUUUAUGUUUGACAUUGUUUAUAAUUUUCUAUUUCACAGUAUUUCAGUCAGUUCUGUUUACAGUGUGAACGAUUGCAUUUAACAGUUCUGAGAACACAGGAGUUCUUUUUGUGUAUGGUACUUUUAUAGUACUGUGUGUAAUGAGUAGUGCUGUGUAUCCUGCAGGUUGUUCCUCCACAGUGUAAUCUCGGCUCUGCUGGGCAUCUCUCUGGUUCUUGUUAUCGCCCUCUAUGUCUUCAUUGAGUUUUUUGUGGACCCGUCCAAACUCCGUACUGACAAACACUUCCUGGUGAGGAAUGAGACAGGCAUGUGGUUUGUCUUCCUGCCGGUGGCUCCGCUCAGGUCGGCAGCAGUGGUGAUUCCUGCUUUGGCUGCUGUCACCAUCGCUCUGGGUCUGCUGUCAUCUGUGCUGCUCUGUCACCUCCUCUGCUUCCACAUCUACCUGAUGUGGAACAGACUCAGUACCUAUGAGUACAUCAUGCGGCAGCGACACCGGCAGAGCAACAGGGACCUGAGGAAACCGGGGUCCAUGAAGGAGAUGGCGGCUCCUUCAGUCAUCAAGGAUGUGAACUACUCAGGGACUCUGGGUUACACCAACCCUCAGCUGAAUGGAGAGGAACCUACCAGUGCGGCUGUGCGGGGGGAGGGAGAGUAAGUCCUUUAGUUCCUUCCUGUUCCGCUUCUGAUUGUAUGACACUUCAUUAAGAAUGAGCUAAAUCUAGAUCCCUGCAGACCCUUUUGCUCUCUGUGGAGGUCUGAGUUCAGCCCCUAGCUCGCUCUGAGUGGCUCAGGCUGACUGACCGUGUCCUGACUAAUUUUAGUAAACAGCCACUAAGUCAUUUCAUAACACAGUGAGCUGGAGCUGUUGCCAUGGACACAGUUUUCUUUGCAGAAAACAAAGUGUGCAAAGUGAAAUUCUUUGGCCGUGACUUUCAGGAAGCAAACAAAGUAUAUAUUGUGUGUGUGUGUGUUUGAGCUAUGGGAGGAGGGAGCUGAGAGUUUUCAGAAAUAACUCCAGUCACUGUGGCUGUGUGCCCUUAGCUGGUCCCGGUAGGAGUCUUUAUUUAUACUGCAGUGUUCACAGUAGUGUGACCAGGACACAGUGUUCCCAACACAAAAAAACACGAAGUUACUAAGUAACAUGUACAGUCACUGUUUCAUGCUGCCAGCUGGUUCUGGUUCCAGUUUGAAGUGUUCAUUACAAUAG
Monopterus albus (swamp eel) is the source of this 1737-nucleotide messenger RNA. RefSeq names its product probable palmitoyltransferase ZDHHC1. Lineage: Eukaryota; Metazoa; Chordata; Actinopteri; Synbranchiformes; Synbranchidae. Bases 838 to 1185 code for a protein of 115 amino acids. The record is from RefSeq and is a predicted model, not a curated record. The transcript is spliced from 4 exons.